AGGACGGUCCGGUGAGCGGAGAGACAGCAGAGGAUGAGGAGGGGAUGAAGAGAAGACACGCUGGGAGGACAACUGCUUAUCUCACAGGACAGCGUCAUGCUCAGUCUACUGCGCCCCCUCCUGGCCGUCUGCUUGUACCUGCUGCUGUCCGGCGGCCAGUGCAGGAUGCCCGCGUACAACAAUGGCUUUCACUACCAGGACAUCAGCAACGGAAACGGAAACGGAGAGAUCUAUUUCAACGGGGUUCGUCUCCAUGUGGAGUCCCCGCAGCACGCAGUGUCGGCCGCCAGGGGGAGCAGUGUGACCCUUCCCUGUCACUAUCACUACGAGCCUGAACUGACCGCACCACGCAGGACCCGGGUCAAAUGGUCCUGGUUGCCUGCCAACUCCAUCAGUGCACCUGUUUCCCCCGCAGCCUCCGCCAGGGAAACCGAGGUUAUGGUUGCUAUGGGCAACCGCCACCGCAGCUAUGGCAGCUUCCGGGGACGGGUGCGCCUGAGACGCUCAGCACCGGGGGACAUGUCUCUGGUCAUCAAUGAGCUGCAACUCAACGACACGGGCAGAUACCGCUGUGAGGUGAUUGACGGCCUGGAGGAUGAGAGUGUGACGGUGGAGCUGGAGCUGCGGGGCGUGGUGUUCCCCUACCACUCUCAGAAAGGACGCUACCAUUUGAACUUCUUUGGAGCCCAGCAAGCAUGCCAGGAUCAGGACUCCACUCUGGCUACAUUCGAGCAGCUUUUCACAGCGUGGGAGGAGGGGCUGGACUGGUGUAACGCUGGCUGGUUGGCUGAUGGCACAGUGCAGUAUCCAAUCACAGUCCCACGCGACGGCUGUGGGGGCAUGGACUUAGCUCCUGGUUUGCGCAGUUACGGACAACGGCAUCGCCUCCUCAACCACUAUGAUGCUUUCUGCUUCUCCGCCGCUGUCAAGGGGACUGUGUACUUCUUGAAGCACCCGACCAGGCUCAACUUCACAGACGCGAUCCAGGCUUGUGCCACUGGUGGAGGUCAAAUUGCCAAGGUGGGCCAGCUGUACGCCGCCUGGAGGCUGAUGGGAUUGGACCGCUGCGACGCUGGCUGGUUGGCUGAUGGGAGUGUCCGUUAUCCUAUCACAAAGUCCCGGGCUAACUGCGGCCCACCAGAACCAGGGGUGCGUAGCUUCGGGUUCCCCCCUCCCUACCUGAAAUUUGGCGUCUACUGUUAUUGGUAGACACUUUGGCUCAACACAAGACAAAAACGAACCAUUUUAAAAGCAUACUGGUUCAACGCUCUGCCUGAGAGGUUAGAAUUAGCCGUAGUUAGCCAGUUUGUUCAUUUCUGAGCUAUCUUGAGGCCAUUUAAGUUCAUCGCGCUCCACCUCCAUAAGACUGUAACGGUAGUGUACUUUAUUACCAGUCAACAACUGUUCAACUGUGUACAUCGAUCAUGUGUUCCCUCUUGUACUUAGACAAAAUGUCUACACUAUAUGGCCAGAAGUUUGUGGACACACGAGCAUUACACCCUUGUGUAAUUGUUGAACAUCUCAUUCCAAACCCGUGGGCAUUAAUAUGUCGCUAUAACAGCCUCCACUCUCUGUGAAGGCUUUCUACAAGAUUUUGGAACUUCUCUACAGAAAUUUGCUCUCAUUCAGUCACAUCGUGUGGACGGCUACAGAAGUUGGGUGAUUAGGCUCACGUUGGGUGUUCCAGUAUCCUAAUAGGUGUUGGAUGGAGGUUGAGGUCAGGGCUAUGUGCACACCAGUCAAGUUCUUCUACACCAAUUUUGAGAAGCAUUUCUUUGUGGAUCUAGAUUUGUACACAGGGGGCAUUGUCAUGUUAAAAUAUAUCAGAGGACCUUACCCAGAAAGUUGAAAGCACACAUUGUCUAAAAUGCUUUUACUGUAGCAUAAAGGUUACCCUUAAUUUGACCUAAGGGACAUAGAGAUGAGCAUGAAAAACAGGCCCAGAUCAGAAUUACAUGAAUGUGUUAUACUGACUGGGGUGUCCACAUAAUAUUGGCCAUAUAGUGUAUAAUAAUAAUAAAAAGAGAACAUCUUCCCAUCUUCUAGGAUUUAGUUAUAUUCGCUGCAAGUUUUCCUCGCAGAUCAGAUCAAGCUGAUCUUGCUUCAAAUUAUUUGCAGCGGAUUUGAAAUUUGGCUGUCCAGAACUGACUUUAAUUCACAGGUGAUUCAUUUCAAACUCAGGGAAGGUGUUCGGACUCAAAUUGAUUCACUUCUCUCCAACCAUACCUCAGUCCUACCCUGUAUUUAUUCAACCAAACGUUUUACAUUGUCGUUUUCAGCAGUGACCUCCAUAACAUUGCAGUCAAACAGCAAAAAAUUAGACACUCAGUCUUGGAGGCUUCAUACUACAACAUCAAACUUCUGGGUUAAGUGCCUUUCUAAAGGGCACCUUGAGGGAGUGGAGAGUAUUUCUCAUUAUUUUCCGGUCAAAUCUUUCCAGUUACUCCAUGAUUGUACACUCACUAACUAUAGGUUAUUUCCACCAGAGACUCUUUCUGUCUUUCUAACACUGUGAAAUAUACUGGAGUCUUUGUUUUGCUCCUGAAAUGUCUGCGUAUCCCAUUUUAUAAAGUAUAAUGCAUCUCUUAUUUCAUUUUUCUGGGUGAUUAAGGGUAGUGCUCUGUGAUGGAGAAAGUUAUGAGUGAGUAUCUGUAUUGUUGUGAUAUUUAAACUACCUUGUUUACAUCCAUUGUGGAAGAAGAAUCAGUGUUUCAUUACAUAAAUGUACUUUUUUUUGUUUUUCAUUAUAUAUGUCUAUGCAUUUGUACUAUUUUCUACAAAUUAAUAAAAACAUUAGUGU
This is a messenger RNA of Morone saxatilis (striped sea-bass), 2800 nucleotides long. It is a transcript of the gene hapln3, whose product is annotated as hyaluronan and proteoglycan link protein 3. The transcript has 5 exons. The record is from RefSeq and is a predicted model, not a curated record. The coding region runs from base 97 to 1209 and encodes 370 amino acids. Gene Ontology annotation, molecular function: hyaluronic acid binding. NCBI's taxonomy places the organism in Eukaryota, Metazoa, Chordata, Actinopteri, Moronidae. Gene Ontology annotation, biological process: cell adhesion.